Messenger RNA from Pedinophyceae sp. YPF-701, 12243 nucleotides. Lineage: Eukaryota; Viridiplantae; Chlorophyta; Pedinophyceae. The record is from the annotation of a GenBank genome assembly.
AUGAGGAGACACGUCACGGCGCUUCUCUUCGCUGCGCUGUGCCUCGCGGUGGCGCACGCCGCUGCCGCCAGCGAGCGCGUCUGUCCCGAGGGGCAGCGGUGCGUCGCCGUGCUGUCGGGCUCGUCGGCCAGCGUGUUCACGACGGCUGCGGCGGCGCUCAACAUGACGGCGGUGGAGCUGUCGGCGGAGAAGAUGGCGACGCUGUCGGUGGCGGACGUGCAGCAGCUGGACGCGGUGGUGGUGUACGGGUCUGCGAUGUGCGGCAUGUCGGAGAUCGAGGCCAUGGCGCUGAACGGGACGUUUGGCAACAUGCUGGUGUCGAGGGAGCAGCUCGUGACGGUCCAGCCUAUCCGCAUCAGGGUCGAGAGCGACUCCGAGCACGCCGCGAUCAGGGCGCUGAUGAGCGACGGGACGGUGACCGCCGACACGUACGAGACCACGUACGGAUGCUACGUCAACGGCACGUACGUGAGCGGGUCCAGGAUGUGCCACAGGCUGGAGUACCGUCCGCUGCACGCGCUGGUGAGCUUCGUGGCGUCUGGGAGCGCGCCGGGCCUGAUGGCGUUCGACCGGGCGUCUCCAUACGGCUGCUCACUUCUAGAGGAGGAGGUGAGCGCGGUGUUUGAGGCGGCGAGGAAAAUCGGGCUGAGCGGCUCAGCACUGGAGUUGUACAUGCUCUCCGGGGGGUCUGCAACGCAGCUGGUGCUGGAGGAGGCGACGGGGACGGGUCUGCGGCCCUUCGCAGUGAGCUCGGAGACAGGCCGGGCCAUGGUCUUCUACCGCAAGGAGGGCGGCACCACGGCGCCGUUCGACCCGAACGUGACUGCGAUGGCCUUCACCGCGGCGCCGGGGCUGCGGGUGCCGGCCGAGGGGACGAUCGGCAACGUGACGAGCACGAUCACGGUACCGGCGGGGUGCGCGGUGUGGGACGUGGACGUGGCGGUGGCCAUCAGCCACGAGCACUCGGCGGACCUGGAGCUGUCGCUGGUGCACGGCGCGAAGACUGCGCAGCUUGCGCGGGACAACGGCGGGAGCACGGCGGACGCGUUUGUGGGGACGGUGUUUGACGACAACGGGACGCGGGUGGUGAGCGGCGACGGGCCGUUUGCGGGGCGGUGGAGGGCGUCGGACGGCAUCGGGCCAUUGACGUUUGAGUUUAUGGACGCGGCGGGGGAGUGGACGCUGGUGGUGGUGGACGGCGAGGUGCGGGACGUGGGCGUGCUGCACUCGUGGCAGCUGCGGCUGCAGUGCUACGGCGACGUGGAGAGCUUCGUGCCGGCAGCGCUGGCGGCGAACGCCACGCAGGAUGCCGAGGAUCUUGUUGCCGGCGCGAACGAUGCCGCUGCGAAUGCUCGGCUGUGUCCCGAGGGGCAGCGGUGCGUCGCCGUGCUGUCGGGCUCGUCGGCCAGCGUGUUCACGACGGCUGCGGCGGCGCUCAACAUGACGGCGGUGGAGCUGUCGGCGGAGAAGAUGGCGACGCUGUCGGUGGCGGACGUGCAGCAGCUGGACGCGGUGGUGGUGUACGGGUCUGCGAUGUGCGGCAUGUCGGAGAUCGAGGCCAUGGCGCUGAACGGGACGUUUGGCAACAUGCUGGUGUCGAGGGAGCAGCUCGUGACGGUCCAGCCUAUCCGCAUCAGGGUCGAGAGCGACUCCGAGCACGCCGCGAUCAGGGCGCUGAUGAGCGACGGGACGGUGACCGCCGACACGUACGAGACCACGUACGGAUGCUACGUCAACGGCACGUACGUGAGCGGGUCCAGGAUGUGCCACAGGCUGGAGUACCGUCCGCUGCACGCGCUGGUGAGCUUCGUGGCGUCUGGGAGCGCGCCGGGCCUGAUGGCGUUCGACCGGGCGUCUCCAUACGGCUGCUCACUUCUAGAGGAGGUAGGCCUUCAGAGGCCAGUGACAUCACGUCCGAACGGUGACUUCUACGCGGUGCCGCUGGGGUCGAGCGGGACGCUGGCACCGGAGACUCUGCCGGCAGCGUUGCAGGAGGUGAGCGCGGUGUUUGAGGCGGCGAGGAAAAUCGGGCUGAGCGGCUCAGCACUGGAGUUGUACAUGCUCUCCGGGGGGGCUGCAACGCAGCUGGUGCUGGAGGAGGCGACGGGGACGGGUCUGCGGCCCUUCGCAGUGAGCUCGGAGACAGGCCGGGCCAUGGUCUUCUACCGCAAGGAGGGCGGCACCACGGCGCCGUUCGACCCGAACGUGACUGCGAUGGCCUUCACCGCGGCGCCGGGGCUGCGGGUGCCGGCCGAGGGGACGAUCGGCAACGUGACGAGCACGAUCACGGUACCGGCGGGGUGCGCGGUGUGGGACGUGGACGUGGCGGUGGCCAUCAGCCACGAGCACUCGGCGGACCUGGAGCUGUCGCUGGUGCACGGCGCGAAGACUGCGCAGCUUGCGCGGGACAACGGCGGGAGCACGGCGGACGCGUUUGUGGGGACGGUGUUUGACGACAACGGGACGCGGGUGGUGAGCGGCGACGGGCCGUUUGCGGGGCGGUGGAGGGCGUCGGACGGCAUCGGGCCAUUGACGUUUGAGUUUAUGGACGCGGCGGGGGAGUGGACGCUGGUGGUGGUGGACGGCGAGGUGCGGGACGUGGGCGUGCUGCACUCGUGGCAGCUGCGGCUGCAGUGCUACGGCGACGUGGAGCGCUUCGUGCCGGCAGCGCUGGCGGCGAACGCCACGCAGGAUGCCGAGGAUCUUGUUGCCGGCGCGAACGAUGCCGCUGCGAAUGCUCGGCUGUGUCCCGAGGGGCAGCGGUGCGUCGCCGUGCUGUCGGGCUCGUCGGCCAGCGUGUUCACGACGGCUGCGGCGGCGCUCAACAUGACGGCGGUGGAGCUGUCGGCGGAGAAGAUGGCGACGCUGUCGGUGGCGGACGUGCAGCAGCUGGACGCGGUGGUGGUGUACGGGUCUGCGAUGUGCGGCAUGUCGGAGAUCGAGGCCAUGGCGCUGAACGGGACGUUUGGCAACAUGCUGGUGUCGAGGGAGCAGCUCGUGACGGUCCAGCCUAUCCGCAUCAGGGUCGAGAGCGACUCCGAGCACGCCGCGAUCAGGGCGCUGAUGAGCGACGGGACGGUGACCGCCGACACGUACGAGACCACGUACGGAUGCUACGUCAACGGCACGUACGUGAGCGGGUCCAGGAUGUGCCACAGGCUGGAGUACCGUCCGCUGCACGCGCUGGUGAGCUUCGUGGCGUCUGGGAGCGCGCCGGGCCUGAUGGCGUUCGACCGGGCGUCUCCAUACGGCUGCUCACUUCUAGAGGAGGUAGGCCUUCAGAGGCCAGUGACAUCACGUCCGAACGGUGACUUCUACGCGGUGCCGCUGGGGUCGAGCGGGACGCUGGCACCGGAGACUCUGCCGGCAGCGUUGCAGGAGGUGAGCGCGGUGUUUGAGGCGGCGAGGAAAAUCGGGCUGAGCGGCUCAGCACUGGAGUUGUACAUGCUCUCCGGGGGGGCUGCAACGCAGCUGGUGCUGGAGGAGGCGACGGGGACGGGUCUGCGGCCCUUCGCAGUGAGCUCGGAGACAGGCCGGGCCAUGGUCUUCUACCGCAAGGAGGGCGGCACCACGGCGCCGUUCGACCCGAACGUGACUGCGAUGGCCUUCACCGCGGCGCCGGGGCUGCGGGUGCCGGCCGAGGGGACGAUCGGCAACGUGACGAGCACGAUCACGGUACCGGCGGGGUGCGCGGUGUGGGACGUGGACGUGGCGGUGGCCAUCAGCCACGAGCACUCGGCGGACCUGGAGCUGACGCUGGUGCACGGCGGGAAGACUGCGCAGCUUGCGCGGGACAACGGCGGGAGCACGGCGGACGCGUUUGUGGGGACGGUGUUUGACGACAACGGGACGCGGGUGGUGAGCGGCGACGGGCCGUUUGCGGGGCGGUGGAGGGCGUCGGACCGCAUCGGGCCAUUGACGUUUGAGUUUAUGGAAGCGGCGGGGGAGUGGACGCUGGUGGUGGUGGACGGCGAGGUGCUGCACACCGGGACGUUGCACUCGUGGACGCUGGACUUGAAGUGCUUCGUGCCGUCCGCGCCAACCGAGACGAGUGCACCAUCAUCCACGCCAACUACGGCGCCCACCACGGCCGCGUCGUCGACGGCAGGCGGUGUGUGCACCGUCUCGACGUUGAACGUCGCUGCAGGAUGGACGCUGACUGGGGUCAGCCCGCUCGGGACGGUGUACGUGCGCAACGGCAACGCCAUUGGCAAGGUGAAUGCGGACGGCACGGUGACGGUGCUUGCGGGCGUGGCAGGGUCGUCAGGGUUUGUGGACGGAGUCGGCACAGCUGCUCGCUUCCGUGGCAUCGACGGCAUGGCGUGGAGCGGGGGCGUGCUGUACGUGGUGGACUUCCGGAACAACGCGAUCCGACGGGUGACCGACCCUGGCGGGGAGGUGACGACGAUCGCUGGGUCGGGUGCGUCGGGCUUCGCCGACGGUGUGGGUGCCGCGGCGCGCUUCAACUGGCCGACGCAGGCGGUGGCGGGGCCCGUGGGGGGUCCGUUUGAGGGCUCGAUCCUGGUGGCGGACCACUGGAACAACGCUGUGCGGGUGGUGACGCCGGGCGGCAACGUGACGACGCUGGUGUCGGGGGUCGGGAUGCGCGACACGACGGGCGUGGCGGUGUACGGGGACCGCGUGUACGUGGUGGACCGCGACAACUACCGCGUGGUGGUGGUGGACGCGACGACGGGGGCGAUGACGCCGUUUGUGGGGUCGGGCGUGAGGGGGCGCGUGGACGGGUUCGGAGCCGCGGCAGGUUUCGACGUGCCGCAGCACAUUGUGGUGGACUCCGCGGGGUGGCUGUACGUGACGGAGCAGAGUGGUGUCGCGGUGCGGAUGGUGAGUCCGGAGGGCAACGUGACGACGCUGGCGGGGUCGACGCCUGGGUACGCGGACGGUGCUGCGUCGGUGGCGCAGUUCGGCGAUCCUUACUCGAUCGCGCUGGCAGCGAGCGGGACGCUUUAUGUCGCCGCUGCGGGAUGGACCGUGGCUGGCGUUGGGCCCGACGGGUCGGUGUACGUCACGGGUGGCAGCCAUGCCAUUCAGAAGCUGCAUGCGAACGGCACGGUGACGGUGCUCGCGGGCGUGGUGGGGUCAGCAGGGCUCGUUGACGGCGUGGGGGCGGCGGCGCGGUUCCGGCGGCCGGAGGGCCUCGCGUGGAGCGGGGGCGUGCUAUACGUGGUGGACUCUGGCAAUGACGUCGUGCGAACGGUCACUUACCCCGGUGGGGAGGUGACGACGAUAGCUGGAUCGACCUCGGCAGGCUUCGUUGACGGCGUGGGCGCCGCGGCGCGCUUCAACUGGCCGACGCAGGCGGUGGCGGGGCCCGUGGGGGGUCCGUUCGAGGGCUCGAUCCUGGUGGCAGACCACUUGAACCAUGCCGUGCGGGUGGUGACGCCGGGCGGCAACGUGACGACGCUGGUGUCGGGGGUCGGGAUGCGCAAAGCGACGGGCGUGGCAGUGUACGGGGACCGCGUGUACGUGGUGGACCGCGACAACUACCGCGUGGUGGUGGUGGACGCGACGACGGGGGCGAUGACGCCGUUUGUGGGGUCGGGCGUGAGGGGGCGCGUGGACGGGCAGGGUGCGGCUGCGAGGUUUGACAUGCCGCACUACGUCGUCGUUGACUCGGCGGGGUGGCUGUACGUGACGGAGGACGGCGGUGCGGUGCGGAUGGUGAGCCCGGAGGGCAACGUGACGACACUGGCGGGGUCGACGCCUGGGUACGCGGACGGUGCUGCGUCGGUGGCGCUCUUCACGCAGCCUUACUCGAUCGCGCUGGCCGAGAGGGGCACGCUGUACAUUGGCGAAGGCAAUUCGGGGAGGAACGCCAACUCAAGUCGGUUAUGUCCGGUCGGCCGGCGCUGUGUGGGUAUGCUGGAGUAUGCGUACGGGACGCGGCUGAAGGCUGCCUUCGAGAGCCUGGGGCUCGACGUGCUGGAGCUGUCGCUGGAGAAGCUUGGGUCGAUCUCGGUGGCGGAGGUGCAGCAGCUGGACGCGCUGGCGCUGGGCACGCAGGGCGUGUGCGACCUGCCGGGGCUGGAGGCGAUGGCGCUGAACGGCACGCUGGGCAACACGCUGCUGACGGCGGGGUCGGUCGAGGACUACAGGGCGAAGGAGAUGCGCUUCAGCGACGCGGCGGAGUACGGACGCGCGAGGGCGGUGAUGCUGGACGCGGCGGUGGCGUCGGACAGUGCGGUGGCCGGGACGCGGUGCGUGGUGAACGGCACGUGGGACGAUGCAUAUCAGGGGUCUUGUCAGGUUGUGUCGUGGGACCCGCUGGUGGAGCUGGCGGCGUGGCUGGUGGGCGGUAACUCGACGGGGCUGGCGGCGCACGUGAUCGGCGACAACGACCGCUGCACGAGAGCGAUCGGCCUCCCCACCGAGUACAUGUGGGAGCCUGACGCGGACGGGCGUGCACAGGCGGUGCUUGGCCCCGGGGUGGCGCCGGAGGCGCUGCCUGGGGGGCUGCGCGGUGUGUGGGACGUGCUGGACGUGGCGUGCGGCACGGGGCUGCCUGCGUCGGAGGAGUGCGGUACGCUGGAGGGGUCUGUUUGGUAUGACAACUAUCCGUUCCCUGUGGUGAAGCUGGAGGCGGCGGCGUUGCUGGGGAUGAAGCCGUUCUCGGUGGGGCUGAAGACGCGUACUGCGAGGGUGAUGUAUCGGCGCGAGGGCGACCCCGCGGCGCCGUGGCGGCCAAACGUGACGGACAUGACUUUUGCCCGCACACCGGGCGUGCCGGUGCCGGCGGUGGGGACGAUCGGCAACGUGACGAGCACGAUCACGGUGCCGGCGGGGUGCAUGGUGUGGGACGUGGACGUGGCGGUGUCCAUCAGCCACGAGCACUCGGCGGACCUGGAGCUGACGCUGGUGCACGGCGGGAAGACGGUGCCGCUGGCGUUCGACCAGGGCGGGAGCACGGCGGACGCGUUUGUGGGGACGGUGUUUGACGAUGAGGCUACUGUGGGGCUGUCGAGCAGCACGGGGCCGUUCACGGGCCGGUACAGGGCGCAGGGGGGCGCAGCGGGCUCGUCACCGGCACCGGGGACGUCGAAGUUUGAGUUUUUGGACGCGGCGGGGGAGUGGACGCUUGUGGUGGUGGACGACGAGGUGCUGGACGGCGGCGUGCUGCACUCGUGGCAGCUGCGGCUGCAGUGCUACGGCGAUGCGGAGAGCUUCGUGCGGGCAGCACUUGCACUGAACGCCACGCAGGAGACCCCACCCCUGACCACGUCGAGUGCAAGCGGCGCGUCGAGCGCGAGGCUUUGUCCGGUCGGCCGGCGCUGUGUGGGUAUGCUGGAGUAUGCGUACGGGACGCGGCUGAAGGCUGCCUUCGAGAGCCUGGGGCUCGACGUGCUGGAGCUGUCGCUGGAGAAGCUUGGGUCGAUCUCGGUGGAGGAGGUGCAGCAGCUGGACGCGCUGGCGCUGGGCACGCAGGGCGUGUGCGACCUGCCGGAGCUGGAGGCGAUGGCGCUGAACGGCACGCUGGGCAACACGCUGCUGACGGCAGGGUCGGUCGAGGGCUACAGGGCGAAGGAGAUGCGCUUCAGCGACGCGGCGGAGUACGGACGCGCGAGGGCGGUGAUGCUGGACGCGGCGGUGGCGUCGGACAGUGCGGUGGCCGGGACGCGGUGCGUGGUGAACGGCACGUGGGACGAUGCAUAUGUGGGGUCUUGUCAGGUUGUGUCGUGGGACCCGCUGGUGGAGCUGGCGGCGUGGCUGGUGGGCGGUAACUCGACGGGGCUGGCGGCACACGUGAGCGGCGGCAACGACCGCUGCACGAGAGCGAUCGGCCUCCCCACCGAGUACAUGUGGGAGCCUGACGCGGACGGGCGUGCACAGGCGGUGCUUGGCCCCGGGGUGGCGCCGGAGGCGCUGCCUGGGGGGCUGCGCGGUGUGUGGGACGUGCUGGACGUGGCGUGCGGCACGGGGCUGCCUGCGUCGGAGGAGUGCGGUACGCUGGAGGGGUCUGUUUGGUAUGACAACUAUCCGUUCCCUGUGGUGAAGCUGGAGGCGGCGGCGUUGCUGGGGAUGAAGCCGUUCUCGGUGGGGCUGAAGACGCGUACUGCGAGGGUGAUGUAUCGGCGCGAGGGCGACCCCGCGGCGCCGUGGCGGCCAAACGUGACGGACAUGACUUUUGCCCGCACACCGGGCGUGCCGGUGCCGGCGGUGGGGACGAUCGGCAACGUGACGAGCACGAUCACGGUGCCGGCGGGGUGCAUGGGGUGGGACGUGGACGUGGCGGUGUCCAUCAGCCACGAGCACUCGGCGGACCUGGAGCUGACGCUGGUGCACGGCGGUAAGACGGUGCCGCUGGCGUCCGACAUGGGCGGGAGCACGGCGGACGCGUUUGUGGGGACGGUGUUUGACGAUGAGGCUACUGUGGGGCUGUCGAGCAGCACGGGGCCGUUCACGGGCCGGUACAGGGCGCAGGGGGGCGCAGCGGGCUCGUCACCGGCACCGGGGACGUCGAAGUUUGAGUUUUUGGACGCGGCGGGGGAGUGGACGCUUGUGGUGGUGGACGACGAGGUGCUGGACGGCGGCGUGCUGCACUCGUGGCAGCUGCGGCUGCAGUGCUACGGCGACAUGGAGAGCUUCGUGCCGGCAGCACUUGCACUGAACGCCACGCAGGAGACCCCACCCCUGACGACGUCGAGUGCAAGCGGCGCGUCGAGCGCGAGGCUUUGUCCGGUCGGCCGGCGCUGUGUGGGUAUGCUGGAGUAUGCAUACCGGACGCGGCUGAAGGCUGCCUUCGAGAGCCUGGGGCUCGACGUGCUGGAGCUGUCGCUGGAGAAGCUUGGGUCGAUCUCGGUGGAGGAGGUGCAGCAGCUGGACGCGCUGGCGCUGGGCACGCAGGGUGUGUGCGACCUGCCGGAGCUGGAGGCGAUGGCGCUGAACGGCACGCUGGGCAACACGCUGCUGAUGGCAGGGUCGGUCGAGGACUACAGGGCGAAGGAGAUGCGCUUCAGCGACGCGGCGGAGUACGGACGCGCGAGGGCGGUGAUGCUGGACGCGGCGGUGGCGUCGGACAGUGCGGUGGCCGGGACGCGGUGCGUGGUGAACGGCACGUGGGACGAUGCACGUCAGGGGUCUUGUCAGGUUGUGUCGUGGGACCCGCUGGUGGAGCUGGCGGCGUGGCUGGUGGGCGGUAACUCGACGGGGCUGGCGGCGCACGUGAUCGGCGACAACGACCGCUGCACGAGAGCGAUCGGCCUCCCCACCGAGUACAUGUGGGAGCCUGACGCGGACGGGCGUGCACAGGCGGUGCUUGGCCCCGGGGUGGCGCCGGAGGCGCUGCCUGGGGGGCUGCGCGGUGUGUGGGACGUGCUGGACGUGGCGUGCGGCACGGGGCUGCCUGCGUCGGAGGAGUGCGGUACGCUGGAGGGGUCUGUUUGGUAUGACAACUAUCCGUUCCCUGUGGUGAAGCUGGAGGCGGCGGCGUUGCUGGGGAUGAAGCCGUUCUCGGUGGGGCUGAAGACGCGUACUGCGAGGGUGAUGUAUCGGCGCGAGGGCGACCCCGCGGCGCCGUGGCGGCCAAACGUGACGGACAUGACUUUUGCCCGCACACCGGGCGUGCCGGUGCCGGCGGUGGGGACGAUCGGCAACGUGACGAGCACGAUCACGGUGCCGGCGGGGUGCAUGGUGUGGGACGUGGACGUGGCGGUGUCCAUCAGCCACGAGCACUCGGCGGACCUGGAGCUGACGCUGGUGCACGGCGGUAAGACGGUGCCGCUGGCGUUCGACCAGGGCGGGAGCACGGCGGACGCGUUUGUGGGGACGGUGUUUGACGAUGAGGCUACUGUGGGGCUGUCGAGCAGCACGGGGCCGUUCACGGGCCGGUACAGGGCGCAGGGGGGCGCGGCGGGCUCGUCACCGGCACCGGGGACGUCGAAGUUUGAGUUUUUGGACGCGGCGGGGGAGUGGACGCUUGUGGUGGUGGACGACGAGGUGCUUCAUGUCGCACCUACCACGACGGCAUCACCCACCACGACGGCAGCGCCCACCACGACGGCGGCGCCCACCACGACGGCGGCGCCGACUACAACACCCGCGCCGCCCGAGGUGAUCUUGUCGUUCGUCACAUCAGAGGCGGACUGGAGCCCCUGCAGCGCCACGUGCGGCAGCGGGACCCAGACGGCGUCCGUGACAUGCAUGGAGCACGUGUUCUUCCCGUCGAACGGCACCUACACGCCCGGGACGGUCGUCGCCGACUCCCGCUGUCUGGAUGCUGGGCUGGAGCAACCGGCCAUGCGCACUCGGCCGUGCAUUGAGCCGCCGUGCAAGAAGCCGGUGCUGGAGUUUGGGGCGUUCGGGGCGUGCGACGCGCAGUGCGGCGGGGGGCUGCGGUACCGCACCGCAUCGUGCGUGGACGCGGUGACGGCGAUGCCGAUGGCUCUGUCGGAGUGCGCGUUCUCGCACGCGGCGAACUUCUCGCUGAUCACGGAGGCCUGCAACGAGACGCCGUGCGCGUCGUUCGUCCUGGAGUACCCCGACACGUGGACGAGGUGCUCCGCGGCGUGCUGGGACCGGGCGAACAACGCGUCUAUGCCCAUGCAGACACGUGCGGCGGUGUGCCGGGACGGGUCGACGAGCGCGCAGGUGGGGAUGGGGAACUGCACUGCGUUUGGGCUGACCGUGGACGCGUCGCUGCUGCAGCAGCCGUGCAACGCUGAGCCGUGCGUGACGUACGAGUGGCAGACCGGGGCGUGGGGCGCGUGCACCAACGCUGCGACGGGCGCUGCGGCCACGUGCGACGCGGGCGACGGGUCGACGUACGCACAGAGUCGCACGGUGUCGUGUCGGGGGUCGGACGGGAGCAGCGUGCCGGACGCGGAGGCAGCCAGCCGCUGCACGGCGCCGAUGCCAGCAGCGACACGGUCGUGCUCGAACUCCUAUCCGGCCGCGAGUCUGCAGCAUCUGGCGCUGUGCCCUGGCCGCGACGGCUGCAGCGCAAUGCCGUGUGCCUACUCGGCGGACACGAUCCCACAGGGCCGCCGCAACAAGUGCAUCCCGAACGGCGCGCUGUUCACGUGCGAGUGUGCGAGGGACGGCAACGGCAACGCGCUGUACACGGGUACGCGGUGCGAGUCGAUCGUGACGCCGGACUGCCCUGCGCCCGGGAAGAUGUAUGUGGUGAACGGCGUUGACACGUGCUGCGCGUCCGGGGUGUACACGUCGAAGCUGGAGUGCUGUCCGUUCGCCGACAUGGUGGAGGACGCGAACGGGGCGUGCUGCUUCAGGGACGCGCGGACCGCACGCGGGCGCGGGGACGUGCUGGACGGGUGCAACGUGUGCGGCGGCAAGGGCAAGGGGCGUGUUGGCGGGGAGUGCUGCGAGGGCACGGCCGACAAGCACGGCAAGUGCUGCCCGCCGAACAACCCCUUCACGGCGCUGAAGCAGGAGGUGGACGAGUGCGGGAACUGCGGGGGUGGCAACCGGGGGUGCAACUUUGAGGCUACGGUGACGUUCGACGUGCCGCCGUCGAACAGGAACCACCCGGAGCUGAACAGCAGCGUGGCGACGUGGGUGUCGGAGUCGACCGGCGCAGGGGGGCACCGCGUGAACGUGAAGGGCCACAAGUCGGGGUCCGGGACCAGAAUGAACUCGGACGUGACGAUUGGAGGCGUUCAGAAUGACGGGGACGCGGCGAUGAGUCAGGGCCGCAUUGCGGGCUCGAUCGCUGCGUCCGUUUCCCGCGGAAAGCAGCUCAGGACCAAGAAGCGCAUGUCUCACGCCUUGCGCGCGCUGAUGCAAACCACGCUGGGAACGGGGGCGGGUGUGCAGGCCGUUGGAACGCUUGCCGUCUGCGGCAAUGGUGCGUGCGAGGGCUCCUCCGAGACCGUCGUGGUCGGCUCGAGCGGGGUGACGGGAGGCUGCACGACCAUCGGGCCGUCCGGUGCGACCGACUGCGCGACGCCCAUCUACACCUGCAAGGCGCCGGACUGGGCCCCGACGGUGGCGUGCGGCGGUGUCGGAGCAUGCGUCGCGGACGACGCGUCUCUGCCCGUGCUGCAGCAGACGUCGAUCUGUCAGUGCGACACUGGGUAUGCCGGGGAGGCGUGUCAGGUGUGCGACACGGGGUACGCCGAGGCGGAGGGCAGCCGCGCGGCAGGGUCGCUGCGGUGCCUGCGUCUGACAGUGACGGCGUCGCAGGCGGUCGCGGCGACCAACCCGCCAGUGGUGCUGGCGACCGUCGCACCAGCAGCGACGCAGGGGCCAGCAGCAACGCAACUUUGA